UACACAGGUCUAUCCUCUUUGAUCGACGAGUCGAACGUACAUAUAGGGCUUCUAUCAGAAGUUUUCCCUUCCCAGGGUACCCCCACUCUACGUAAUUUUCACUCCGAUGCUUGUCCCCCACUCCAAAAAUCAAUGGAUAAAAAAUUGAUUUUUCAAAAAUAAUGGGGUUUACUCUAGCAAAAAAAUUGGAUGGUAAUUUUCUACUCUGAUGUAUCGUAUUUUUCAAGCGUAAAUAAUUGAAAACGACUUAGAAAAUGUCGAAACGGAAAUAUGAUGAGAUUCUCACGGACGAGAGGAGUUGGUCAGCUGCGACGAGAGCAAAUGAAAAUCAGCAUACCCUUGAUUCUGACGAGGAGGAUGACGAGGUGAAGGAAGAUAAUUACAAUGUGAUGAAUCCAGAUGACCUAGAGGGAACCGAAGAGGGACCAACGGCAGCUGAGACCAAUGUUGGGUUCACAGCUUUCAACAUGAAGGAAGAACUUGAAGAGGGUCACUUUGACAAGGAAGGUCAUUAUCUCUGGAAUAAAGAAAAAGAGAUCAGGGAUAAUUGGUUGGAUCAUAUUGAUUGGAUUCAGAUCAAACCAACACAAUCAGCAGAAGGUACAAAUAACAAAAAAAAUGAUGAAGAAAACGGUCUGGCGGAUAGUGACAGUGAAGAAGAGCCAGGUGUGAUGUUCGAUCCAAUCCCACUGUACAAACAGAUACUGGAAUACCUAAAACCUGGUGAGACUGUGUCAAAGGCGCUUUGCAGAUUAGGUAAAGGAAAACAACAGAUAUCUUCCGCAGAGCGAUGGAAGAGAAAAAAAGCUGGAUUGAGUGAGACUGACGAGAAUUCAGAUAAAAUUAUGAAACUCACGGAACUUGCAAAUGAAUUAUUAACGAGAACGGGGAAUAUGGAUAUUUAUCAGGAGGCACAUGAUGAGAUUAAGGAAAAGAUCGAUAAAUCCGCAAAACAGUCACACCCAUCAAAACAAGAAGCUGAAUUAGACAUGUAUGCUGACGAUUUCGACACGAAGGAGAAAGAAAAACUUGUGGAAACAAACCAAGCUGGUACGUCAUCAAAAAUGGAUGAAGAAACAACUGAGCCAGUGGAUGCUGAAGUAACAUGGGAAUUGAAGUGGUCACUCGAGGAAAACAGUGAAAUUCAUGGCCCACAUACCAGCCAACAGAUGCAUAAAUGGGCAAAAGAGGGCUAUUUCAAAAAUAGCGGCUGGGUCCGUCGCAAGGGACAACUCGGUUCAUUUUACAGUGCUGCGAGACUCGAUUUCGAACUUUACAUGUAAUUUUUUUCUUUAUCCUCAUUAAUUUUCAUUGAAUAAACAAUUUUCUGAUUUAUUGAAUUAAAUA
This is a messenger RNA of Diachasma alloeum, 1347 nucleotides long. It is a transcript of the gene holn1, whose product is annotated as CD2 antigen cytoplasmic tail-binding protein 2 homolog. The record is from RefSeq and is a predicted model, not a curated record. Lineage: Eukaryota; Metazoa; Arthropoda; Insecta; Hymenoptera; Braconidae. Gene Ontology annotation, cellular component: U5 snRNP. The transcript has 7 exons. Bases 255 to 1283 code for a protein of 342 amino acids. Gene Ontology annotation, molecular function: protein binding.